AUGCCGUUCAUUAACUGGCUUCCCCAAUUCUUGAGGCCUUGGCCUCACCCAGCGCUACCUGGAAUGCGCCUUGCACCAGAGUCCAGCUGUGACAAUCCACUUAUGAUACAAUGUUUCACGUGGGAUGCUAAGUUUGAAGGGAAAAGCUGGUGGAAACACUUGGACGACGAAAUACCUCGUCUGAAGGAGCUCGGCGUCACUCAGCUCUGGCUACCACCGGCACAUAAAGCUAUGCGGCCGGAGGGGCAGGGAUACGAUGCAUAUGAUUUGUGGGAUCUCGGCGAGUUCGACCAGAAAGGUGCUAUCGCCACGAGGUGGGGCACGAAGGAUGAGCUCCUCCAGCUUUCGGCUACCGCAAAGCUCGCUGGGAUCGAUCUCAUACUUGAUGCGAUCUUGAACCACAAGUUGGGAGCAGAUCGGUGCGAACCGUGCUUGGCAGUCCCUGUAGACCCUAAGAAUCGCAUGCGAGACCUUGCACCUCCACGCGAAAUCGAGGCAUGGACUAUUUAUGAGUUUCCUGGGCGUGGAAAUCAGUACAGCGCGAUGAAAUGGAAUCACGCACAUUUCACUGGCGUAGACUGGGAUCAACGUACCAAGACGGGUGGCGUAUACCGGCUCGUCAGCGAUCGUCAUAAAGGAUGGUCGAGGAACGUCGACAACGAACUUGGCAACUAUGACUAUCUGCUGGGCUCUGACAUCGAUCACCGGCACUCAGAGGUAAUCCAGGAUCAAGAGGCGUGGGGCCGCUGGGUUCUCGAGACCACUGGCGCGCAAGGUUUUAGGCUUGACGCAAUUAAACAUAUGGACAGGGUGUUCUUGAGAAACUUCCUCAGUCGCACCCGAGACGCGAGUGGGAAAUCCCGGAUGUUCGCCGUCGCCGAAUACUGGUCUGCUAAUCUCAAACUUAUUUUGCCGUACGUCCGCGCAUUCGGAGGAUUGACUUCGUUCUUCGACGUGCCUUUGCACGACAACUUCCAUCAGGCCAGCAAGAGGGGUCCAUCGUACGAUCUGCGCAGAAUCUUCGACAAGACCCUCGUUAAAGCUAGACCGGGAGACGCCGUCACGUUCGUGGACAACCAUGACACUCAAAUAGGACAAAGCCUCGAGAGCUGGGUUGGUUCGAACUUCAAGCUCCAGGCCUACGCCCUCAUAUUGCUGAGAGCCGAAGGUCAUCCAUGCGUCUUUUACGGAGACUUGUACCCCAACAAGGAGUGUUAUGACCCGGAAGUCGCCCAGCCGUUAGACACGCUCAUCCGAGCGAGGAAGUUGUAUGCGUACGGCCCCACGCGCGACUUCUUCGACAGUCCGAACUGCAUUGGUUGGGUCCGCGUGGGCGACUCCACCCGCCAAGGGAGCGGCUGCAUGGUCGUCGUUAGCAAUGCUCCCCCAAGAUCGCAGCCACAAAUUCUGCGUAUGAAUGUGGGUGAUACGGCUGGCGCAGGACCGCAGCGCACAUACCGGGCACUGCUAGGAUCCGAGAUCCCGGUCGUUACGGUGGGCGCCGAUGGAUGGGCAGCGUUCUCGUGCCCCCCCGGAGGCGUUCAGGUGUGGGUUCCUGAAGGAUAGACUUCCAGGGAUUGUGCGACGAUCGGAGUUGCCAUAUGCGAACAUCGGGCCAGAAAUUGCGGGACACGGUCUACAACGAUACAGUGUUUGCUUGAUAUGAUUGAAGGUGUAUAUAAUGAUACAUACUUUUGCACAAAUCGUAAAAGUCCCAAUGUGGAUAGACAGGCAUUACAUCAGAAUAUCGUUGGACGAGAGAACGUCGUCCAAAUCACCGGCAGUUGUUUAUGCUACUCGCACGCUAUAGCGCACGUCCGACCACAGGGCUGGAAGGGCCCGCAUCCGUAACGGAGUCGUCGUACUCACUGCUAUCGCUCCCGUUUUUGCGCUUCAUCCCGUACAGCUCGCCGUGAGAAUCGUCGGACUUCUCAACCGAGACAGAUAUCUGAAGUCCGUUCGGCGCAGUAUAGAUACCGCUGAGCACGCGUUGAUCCAUCUGCAUCGUCGCCGCGUCGCCACCUUGCUGCGUGAGCUCCAGCGCGGGACGGUUCCCGUCGAAGAGUGCGGCCGUUUCCUCCAAAGUACGGCCCUUCGUCUCAACGAUGAACUUCAUGACGAAAGCAAGUUCGAACGCUAGCCACGCGCAGUAUACGAGGUAGUACUUCCAUCCCAUGGCGUCGAGAGCCCAGGGAUUUAUGAACUGGUUGAACGCGAUUGUUAAACCGACCGUCAUGUUCAUGAUCGCGAAACCUUUCGCUCGGAUAUGGAACGGGAGGAUUUCCAAGGUAUAUGCGACGAGCAUCGGAGUGUAUGCCAGAUCGUACAUGAGGAAGAACAAGAAGAUGAGUGGAACGGUUGCUUUCGCAGCCGCGGUAUUGCCGGUGGUACUGAAGAGUGCCGUGGUAAGUGUCCACAUUGCGAAGACGACUGCCAUGCCGGCAGUAGAGAUGAUGAAUAAGGUUCUCCGACCAAGACGGUCGACGAGCAAGGCACCGGUCAUGGCGCAUGCCAGGUUCCAGGCCUGAAGACCGCCAUUGAUUUCGGCUUUACGGCGGGUAUCAAUGAUACCAACACCUUCCAAAACAAGGUUGAUAUAGUAAGAGACCAGACCGUUGCCACUCCACUGGGAGAACAACGCGAUGGCGAUAAUGAUCAUCAUGCGUUUCCGGUUUCCCGGCGUCGCCCAUAGGGUGGAGAAGCUGGUGCUUUGCGAGUACUCCUUUUCCGUCCUAAGCGCAUGUCGGAUCUGGGCCAGCUCGAAGACAACCAAGGGAUCGCGCUCAUCCCGGCUGCUAGCAUGAUAGCGCGCGAGAACAGCCGCCGCUUUCGACUCCAUUCCCUGUGCUACAAGCCACCGCGGGCUUUCGGGGAUGAACCAUAUGAGGAGAAUCUGAAAGACCGGAACAAGCCCUUGAAUGAGUGUGGGGAUCCUCCAGGUCCAUGUAGACCCUGCGACUCUGUCGUAGGAGGCGAAACACGCCCAAGCGGAGAUGAUACUGCCUAUGUACCAGGAUGCGUUGUAUCCCGCGGAGAGUUUACCGCGCUGUGUAGGGUACGCCAGCUCGGUGAUGAGAAGUGGAGACGCGCUCAAUGCCAGAGCCAGCCCAAAGCCGAUCAAGACGCGGGCUCCGGUGAACAUCGCUACGGAUGUGGAGGUCGUUUGUGUUAUAGUACCGGCGAGCAUGACUAUCGACCCCAUGAACAGAGUGGCACGACGACCAAGGUGGUCGUUGGCGAACGGCGUCAGCGGAUAACCCAUCAGGGCCCCAAUAUUCUGAGCCGAGUUUAUCAAACCUAAAGCCUUUCCCUCUGGAUGAUGAAAGUAUUCCUGCCAAUCUGGUAAUAUUUGGAGACCAUUGACCAAGGACGAGUCCAGACCAUUCAUCCAUGCCGUCAAUAACGGCAACAGAAGAGACAAGUUCAAGAUCAGGAUCCCGCUAUGGCGCCAGAAGGGACCGGUGUGAAUGAAGUCAACCACAGUCCAGUCUGGUCGGUCGGAAGGCAUGGCGGUCGUCCAGAACUGUCACUAGACUGUCCCCGACAGUGAUAGGGAGUAUAGGAAGGAGCGGAUGCGGAUAUCGGGGAACUUCUCGUAGUAGGCACGCGUAGAGCUAUAUACCGACCUCCCUCCGCACAGAGGGUUCCUCUGGCCAUUGGUCAGUCGAUCCGAAAAGGC
This is a messenger RNA of Punctularia strigosozonata HHB-11173 SS5, 3679 nucleotides long. RefSeq names its product glycoside hydrolase family 13 protein. Gene Ontology annotation, biological process: carbohydrate metabolic process. The transcript has 29 exons. Gene Ontology annotation, molecular function: calcium ion binding; hydrolase activity, hydrolyzing O-glycosyl compounds. The record is from RefSeq and is a predicted model, not a curated record. NCBI's taxonomy places the organism in Eukaryota, Fungi, Basidiomycota, Agaricomycetes, Corticiales, Punctulariaceae. The coding region runs from base 1 to 1566 and encodes 521 amino acids.